Molecule: messenger RNA, 1407 nt
Organism: Eublepharis macularius
Lineage: Eukaryota; Metazoa; Chordata; Lepidosauria; Squamata; Eublepharidae
Product: L-amino-acid oxidase-like
Exons: 7
Coding region: 1-1407 (468 amino acids)
Biological process (GO): amino acid catabolic process
Molecular function (GO): polyamine oxidase activity; L-amino-acid oxidase activity
Source: RefSeq, a predicted model, not a curated record
AUGAAAUGUUUCAAUGAAAAUGAUUAUGAGGGACUUUUAGGCAUUGUCAAAAAAGGGCUGGACAAAACUUCAAAGCCAAAGACCAUUGUGAUUGUUGGAGCAGGAAUAAGUGGACUCACCGCUGCCAAAUUACUAAAAGAUGCUGGACAUCAGGUCCAGAUUUUGGAAGCCAGCGAGCGUGUGGGUGGCCGGAUAAAGACCUAUCAUGAAGAAGGCUGGUAUGUGGACUUGGGGCCUAUGCGUCUGCCCCAAAAACACAAAAUUGUUCGAGAAUAUCUGAAGAAAUUCAAUCUCACCGUAAAUCCUUUUGUUCAGAUGGAUGAGAAUGCCUGGUAUUUGAUCAGGAACAUAAGGAAAAGGAUGAGAGAUGUGAUGUCCAAUCCUGAUGUUUUUGGAUACCCAGUGAAGCCCAAUGAGAAGGGAAUAUUGGCUAAGGAGCUCUUGGAAAGAACACUGAGAAAGCUAACAAACAACUGCACACUUUUAAAGGAGAAGUAUGACUCGGUUUCCAUCAUGGAAUACCUGCUGAAAGAAGGAAACCUGAGCAGAGGAGCUGUGGAUAUGAUUGGGGACCUCUUGAAUCUUGAACCUAUCUUCCAUAGAUCAUUUUACAACCUCCUCCUGGGAGAAGUUAUGGUCCCCCUGAAUGUUGCUUUUGAUGAAAUCACCGGUGGGUUUGACCAACUGCCCAAGGCCUUCUUCAAGGAAAUGCCUGGGAUAGUACGUUUUAACUCCACUGUACAGAAGGUUCUCCAAUCAGGCAAGAAAGUAAGGGUGUGGUUCCUCCAGGCAGACAAAUCUGUCUUAUCAUCCCUGACUGCUGACUACGUCCUCAUUACAGCUACUGCAAAAGCCACACGGCUCAUCGAAUUCCUUCCUCCUCUUUCCCCGACGAAAGCUCAUGCUCUGCGUUCUUUUCAUUAUGCAAGUGCCACUAAAAUUGUCUUAGCUUGCACUGAGAAAUUUUGGGAGAAAGAUGGGAUCCGAGGUGGGCAGUCAAUUACAGAUCUCCCCUCCCGGACUAUCUAUUACCCAAAUCAUAACUUUUCCAGCGGGCUAGGGGUAAUCUUGGCUUCUUAUACCAUGCAUGAGGAUGCUGACUUUUUUGUUCCCCUCAGUGAGGAAAAGUGCGUUGAUGUGGCCAUGGACGACCUGGCAGAAGUCCACCAAGUGUCCAAAGAAUAUCUCAAAUCUGUUUGCACUAAGCAUGUGAUACAGAAAUGGGCUCUAGACAAAUUUUCAAUGGCAGCAUUUUCUUCUCCUACAACAUACCAGUUUAGUCACUUUUUUAAGAGUUUGUCUAAGAAUGAAGGAAGGAUUUACUUUGCAGGAGAACACACAGCCAAUCCCCAUAGCUGGAUGGAUGCAGCAAUGAAAUCUGCUAUGAGGGCAGCCAGUAAUAUUUGA